UCUAGCGAAAGGUCACAAGGAAGCCGACGGGCGGCUUAACGUCAACAGCAUGCAGCGACCAACGCAAAAGCCAUGGCAGUUCUACUUCGUGAUGGUAUUCCCAAACAGCGCCAAGAUUAUGCAUGACGAGCUCAAGACAAUGGUCGAGACAACCUACCAUAUUCAAGAAAAGGAGAUCUCGUACUUGGCAAACCUCGCGGCAAAACACCCGCGCAACAAUCUUCCCAAACCUGUAUCCCCCUUCAUAGCAGUCUUCACGAAUUUCCUACGUCGGACAAACGGACUGUCGCUCGUGUUGCUGUGGCUGCUCGUUGGCUCGGUAACGUACGCCAGAGUUGCGACGGAGUAUGGCAUGCUCUUGGACGCGCCGGUCUUGUCGUUUAUUUACGCGCUGAUCUUUCUGCUGGGUGUGACGCCAUACCUCGGUUGGAAGGGGGCGAAGACCAAGAGCUGGGUGUACCUGCGAUACUACGACGCAUGCAUAAUCUGCUUUUUGGCAUUUCUGGGCCUCGGUGUGGCCGGCCUCGAGUACUUUCAAGCAGACAUUGGUAACGCGCUUGCAAUCUACGAAGCGUCGACGAACCACUCGACCGUCCAAGGGACAAUCUUGUUUCCCAGGGAUGACUCGUCCGUCGACGACAUGCCCCAUCCUGUGACCACCUUCAUCCAGGCCGAAGCCGACAAAGCAUUUGUCCUGUUUCUGCAAGCUCGGUUUGAUGCGUGGUUCCCCCAAGUGGUCAACACAAACGCCACAACCAGCAUGAUGCUGGCUACGACCAAUUUGAUGUCACUGGACCCUCGUCCGUGGCUCUCGCGAACAUUCAACGUGUCGGCAGUGCUUUAUCCCGAGCCACUCACGGAAACCCCCGAGUGGAUGACUGAUUUUAUCACGACUACGUGUGCCAACACCACCUUGUUGGACGGAACACUCUUGACCGGGUUUGUUGCGCUGCCAGUGCAGCCCACGUUCAAGUCGUGCCUCCGUCCAAUUCUUCAGUUUUGCGUCAACACUGCGCAGUUCGUCGAAAUGGCGCUCCUCGCCCUUGCGGGCCUCCUUGUCAUUCAGUACGGAACGCUGCUCCUGCUGAAGUACGUCGACCCCGCUUCGUCCCCGGACCCAUCUGCCUCGACGAAGAAAGCCAUGCGAAAAACCAGCUCUGUCAUGCACUUCUUCGACGCGGUCUUGUUUGUGCUUGGACUUGGAUUUCUCAGUAUCGCGGGCGUCGGCAUUUACUUGGUUGCAUCUCGCCCUGACCAUGUGGAUAUUGACACGGAAACUCGGAUCAUGGAAGGCGUUUCGAUUGGAUUCUGCUUUGUUUACGGCGUGCUCCUGUGUUUGUCCGCGGCGCUCGGGUGCAGUCCCAAACUCAUCCAGGCCCAGUCGUUCGUGCUGGUCUUGGCCGUGGCUCUACAACUCGUGCUGUCGACGGCCAUGUAUCUUGUCAAGACUGAUAUCGCUGCGCUGGCCAGCAGCGACUUCACUGCUGCCACAUGGGACGAGACGAUUGUCGAGAUGGGACUGUCCCAUGUCUUCCAGAAAGUUGAACAUGCAGCAGCAAUGAAUGCUUCGUCCACGUCGUCCCUCAACAUACUGCUUCAUGAUUUCAUGGACCAGGAGUGCCAUGCUUUUACCACCGCACCGACCACAGUCGCCCCAGAGACGAUAGUUCCAACGACACCCCUCGUUCCUGCCACACCACCGCUCUCCACCAAAAAUUCCACCAGCUCGACCGCCAUCGUCAUGGCAGCCACGAUCCGUCCGUUGACCUUGCCGUGUCGCAUCCACCUGGCGUCCAAAAUCGCGGCAUUUGUCGGGUGGAUCGUCAAUGCGGCCGGCGUCGUCGUCACGAUCCAGUGUAUCCUACUGGCGCGAAAUCUCUGGACAAUCGUGCUGCUCCCCCGAAUUCACAAGCUCGCGGGGGCGCGACGCAGGCCCAAACGCAAUGGAGGUCCCCCCACUGUCCCUUACACCGAUGACGAUGGCGCCCCCACGACAAAAGAGACGACCAUUCCCUUCCAUGUCGCCUUGGACAAGUACUGGGAGUCAUAUCCCCGUGGAUCUGCCAACGACGCAACACUCGCCCAUGCCCGCCAGCAAUUCACCCUCGAAUGGCUCAAAGUUACAGGCGCGUCGUCUGUGCAUGAAAAGGAUGCGCUGCUCACUAUGAGCCAAUUCGAGUCGAUCGUUCGAGUUCUUGUGCUCAAGCGACUUGUCGACAAAUGCGGCCUCGAGGUCGGCGUCAACAUCUCCCGCGACGGGAAACACCUUUACUUUAAGUUGACUGCGCCACGCAAAGUUGUGGCCGAGGAAGCCGAAGCACGCAAGUAUAAACUGCAAGUCCGCAAUGCUGUGGACCCAGGACUAUCGUUUUGGACUGCGCGACAAGUUGCCAUCGAGAACGCUGUAUACGACGUGCACACGGCCAAGCAAAAGCUGUGUGCGUUGUACGGAAGACAUGCCUUGACCGUCGUCGAGAACCAAUUUUUCCCCAACGAGUCGUUGGCGCAAAUCUCGCGCCGCAUCAACGUUCACUCGCGAGAAGCCAUGUUCGCCGACGACGCCGCGGCCAAAUCCAAGAAAAUGCCGCCACCGUACCGAUACACACCGUUUGUUCCGUACUUUCGGAAGAAUGCGAUGCAAUAUCUCUACCAGCGCCACUCGACUCAGCUGGACCUCCCAACCACGGACGUCGCGCCAUCGGUGUUUCAGGUCACGGACUGCAUGAAGCUCCUGCAUCUCGUCAUCCACGACGAGCUUGAUACUGCACGUAUGAUCUCGAAUGGCCUGUUGGAAGGCUACUCGUGCCUGCACGCAGCAUCGCGCUUCGAAUGGACAAACUUGCUGUCGCUGUCCAACGCAUGGUUGACGUACUGGCGGCCGCGGCAACUCCACGGCGAACCCGACCCGGACAAACGCUACUUUGUGAACUUCCUCUAUCGCAUUUACCCGUUUCGCCAGCCGCUGGCGGAGGUCCGCGCGUACUUCGGCGAGCAAAUUGCGUUGUAUUUUCUCUGGCUCGGGUUCUAUGCCCAAUGCCUGUUGAUCCCUGUUGCUUGCUCGGUGCUGUACGUCGUCCUGCGCCACGGCAACUACCACAGCUAUGACGUGGACCCGGCAAUGGGCGGUGUGCACUUGCGCGACAUGGGACUCGGACUAGUCAUUCUCGUCUGGGCAUUCGUGUACGCCAAAUGCUGGCAGCGCAAGAACUACAUGUGCGCGAUUGCGUGGGGCAUGAAUGGAAUCGAAGACAACGAGCACGAUCGCGCCGACUAUUAUGGCACAGAACAAGUGAACCCGAUCACGAACGAAGUCGAGCGAGUCUUUCCAUCGUACAUGAGGGUGCAACUGCAAGCAACAUCCGCCGCUGUCAUCGGAGCCAUCGUCACGUGCUUCUACACGGUAGUUGUGUCGCUGUUCUCGCUCCAGCCUGCGCUGGUCGAAGCAGCAGGGCCACUCGGGGGUGCAACCCUCACGUCGGCGCUUCAAGUCGUUUUCAUUCAAAUCAAUGCCUUGUACACGUCCAAGAUUGCCCAUUGGCUUAACGAUCGGGAAAACUAUCGAACGCAGUCCGAGUACGAGCAUUACUUGAUCAUGAAGAUGUUUGGCCUUCAAAGCUUGAAUCACUUUUCCGCGCCAUUCGUUGUGGCGUUUGUGAAACGAACAGCUAUGGGGUGUGUGAACCUCCACACGCCGCCGUCGUCGUCGUCGAUUUCCGCCAUUUCCCACGGCACGAACUGCCUCCCAGAACUCGAAAACCUGCUUUUCGUCAUGUUCGUUUGGCGCGUCAUGUCCAACGUGCUCGGUAUGGUCAUGCCGAUAGCGCAACUGGUCCUUGGCAGCAGGCGUACCAAGCCGACCGAUCGAUAUGACUUGGAGUACGAGCUGUCCCUCGACACGUACGAAAACACGUACGAGGACUACUCGGAGAUCGUGGUCCAGUUCGGGUUGUUCACCCUGUUUAUCUUCCCGCUGCCGACAAGCCCCAUCUUUGCCUUUGUCGAGACCGCCAUCAACUUGCGCAUGGACGCAUACAAGUUGUGCUACUGCACGCGCCGGCCGCUGCCGCGCAACGCCCAAGACAUUGGUGCGUGGUUCAUCUACCUUGGCCUUCUUUCGCGCUCGUGCGUGGCAAUGAACCUCGGCGUUCUUUUCCUCACCGCGUCGAAUUUUGAACACUACUCGAGCCAAGACCGGUGGACGUUUUACAUGCUCAGCGUCGCUGUCGCGCUCGUGGCCUACGAAGUGCUCUGGUUUGUCGUUCCCAACCGUCCAGAGAACGCCGCCACCAUUCUUGAACGCCACGAGUUUCUGAAACAAAAAUACCUUUUUGCGUACGAGAAUUCAGCGGCUGGAGCUGCUGGCGGAGGCAUCGGCGCCUUCGCGCACCAUGAACCGUCCUGCCAAGAAAUGCUGGACACCCUCGAAUCAUACAGCGCCGACGCUCUGACGACGCUCAAUACCCGUGUGGAGCUCCUCUCUCGAUUCAACACGCUGUUUGCGCCGAAGCAAUCCGUCACCGACGACGACUCGGCCCCGCCACACGCGAUUGAACUCACCAAUGCGGGUUGUGCCCCCACUGCGCUCACUGGAAUCGACGCCAUACGUGAGGCCGUGCGGCGCAGCACCGGCCUCUUUGACGACGAAGACACUAUGUCUGAAUGGUACUUUGCCCCACAGCAGUUGCCGCCAACAUCACCGUCGACAAGCAAUCACCACGACAUCCACACACACCAAAGCACACACGAGGCCACAUGCGCGUUUGUAGAAGAUGCGGAAGUCGAGGAAUACAUCCUUCGAGAGGAUGACGAGGACUUCGCAGAUGUGCUCUAACACGGACGACUCUUUAGGCGUUGUGUGCUUGGGUGAUUU
Molecule: messenger RNA, 4870 nt
Organism: Aphanomyces invadans
Lineage: Eukaryota; Oomycota; Saprolegniomycetes; Saprolegniales; Verrucalvaceae
Exons: 10
Coding region: 50-4831 (1593 amino acids)
Biological process (GO): chloride transmembrane transport
Molecular function (GO): chloride channel activity
Source: RefSeq, a predicted model, not a curated record